This is a messenger RNA of Lontra canadensis (Northern American river otter), 962 nucleotides long. RefSeq lists its product as uncharacterized. The transcript has 3 exons. The record is from RefSeq and is a predicted model, not a curated record. Lineage: Eukaryota; Metazoa; Chordata; Mammalia; Carnivora; Mustelidae. Bases 1 to 633 code for a protein of 210 amino acids.
AUGAUGAUGAUCCUGGGCUUCUUUCCCAUUUCCCCCACCAUUAGUAAGACCCUCUCAAGCAGUCCCCAUUUCCGGCCCUCCCAGCCGGACCCUGCCGCUUGGGGGCGGAGACUGAGGCGAAGGGGCGGGGCUGCACCCUACGCACGGCCCCGUCGCUCUCGGGGGCGGGCUCAGUGGCGGAAGUGGCGCCACCGGGAGAUCCUGUUCCGCUCGGAGGCGCUCGGGGGGCUGCGGAGCGGGACUGCGGCUGAGGCAGGAAGAGCCUGGGCGGUGGCUGAUAUGGAGCAGCUGUCCCCAGCCCUGCCUGGCUUCCACACACCCCUGCGUCUGCAGCUCUCCCGGAUUCCCCCAGCACCUUUGCUCUCAGCCCUCAUCUGCGUCUCUCGCUUCACCGAGGACGUCUGCAUGUGUCCAGCUGACGGAUGUUGGGGCAUCCCAUUGCCGGCAGCCUGUCACAUCUCCUCUCUGACUGCCUCCUUCCAGAGCUGGGCCCGGCUUUCCUUCAGUGUCCUCCAGAUGAGCCGGGCAUGGCAACCCCAAGAGUGUGCUAUUGGGGGGUGGCCUGGUGCGGCUGCCUCUGCUGAGAACAGCCCACUCCUGUCCACUGGGGCUUGCACGGAGGCAGAGGGGUAGACACACUGGCUUGCUCAGAAUCCCCUGCCAGUCACAGAUGGGGAGCUUGCUCGGGACCUGAUAGAUUGAGGGGCCCCAGAAGGUAGUAGACAUGACAAAGGUAUGAGGGGAUAGCAGAUCGGGGUCGGGGGGCACUGGUUAGGUCUUGCCUUCCCAGGACCAGAGUCCGACAUCCAGGGUUCCCCUCCCAUCAGCCCCCAAGCCUGGCUCUCUGGCAUGAGAGAAGAUUCAGGGAGACUCUGACCGAGCCCCAGAAGCAUGGGCACCACCACACUGAGGCGGCUUCCUCUGGCUCUGGGCUGAGCCCCGGGGACAGGGCCGCUGUGGGC